Paraglomus brasilianum is the source of this 1158-nucleotide messenger RNA. The record is from the annotation of a GenBank genome assembly. NCBI's taxonomy places the organism in Eukaryota, Fungi, Glomeromycota, Glomeromycetes, Paraglomerales, Paraglomeraceae.
AUGAAAUACGCAUUCCACUUCACUUAUGCUGAAGCCGUCUCUUCUGCUGCUUCCCUCGCGUCAACAUCUGUUGCAAUAACCCUCGCUGUCAUGGGACAGCAUAAUCAACUGGCUUCACCUGUCGGUUCUUUGGUCGUUACCGUUGCCAUGUUUGACGACAUUAUCUGUCUCGUUAUAUUGGCCAUCGUUGCACAAAUAUUCUCUGACACUGCUGACGGAUGGAAAAUAGCUCGUCCCAUCAUUUCCAGCGUUGGAGCGAUCAUUGUUGGCGUAGGGUUGGCGUUUGUUAUGCCGGCAGUGAUUCACAAGGUGAGACCAUUUGUGGCAGCAAGAUCAGAGAGAUUCUGGCGCGAAUUGUUCUUUGACUUUAUGCUUGUAUAUGGUGGGGUAUUCAGUUUCCUUGCAGAAUAUGCUGGAAGCACCCGCCUACUCGGUGCAUUUAUGGCUGGAAUGUCACUCGCCAAUGUCUCCGAAGCUAGUCAAUUAUGGGAGAAAAGAGUCUACGGUAUCCAGAGAUGGCUUAUCCCCAUUUUUUUUGCCUCUAUUGGUUUCAUUAUUCCAAUCAGAGGGUUGUUUACUCCAACGAAUUUUGGUUAUGGCGUUGCUUAUUCUGCUGUGGCUACUUUCGCCAAGUUUAUUGCUGGCUUCGUCACUAGCAUGGACGACAAAGUAGCGAUCGGGCUUGCUAUGGUUGCUAGAGGAGAGGUGGGAUUAGUCAUUGUAAAACAAGCCUUUGACAUUGGUAUAAUGAACGUAAAUGCCAUGUCUGUAACUUGUUGGGCUCUUAUCCUCUGUACCAUAAUCGGUGCAGUUGGGUCUAACUAUACUAUUAGACGACUGGGUCGGCCCGAAGUGGUCGGAGAGAGUAAUGACAACAGUGAAAAGCCUAUCUCUGAGGAUGUAGUAGAUGAUGGUUCAGAUCCCGACAAAGAUAGUUUUGGAAAUUCAAUUACCUGCGUAGAAAGUAGUGAAAUGUUUAAAGCAUUUAAACAGUUGAAUGAUAACGUGAAAUCCAAUGAGACGAUUGAAAUCAUUGAAGAUACAGUAAUCGAAAUUGAGGAGACCAAGGAAAGUCAAGAAGCUGAGAUUAUAAGCGAGAAAAUAACUGAUAUUGACUGCAGGGUUCAUGUCGAAGUCAAUGAUGAAAGCAUUACGUAA